This is a messenger RNA of Solanum pennellii, 3261 nucleotides long. Its product is annotated as receptor-like protein 9DC3. Bases 204 to 3095 code for a protein of 963 amino acids. Gene Ontology annotation, molecular function: protein binding. The record is from RefSeq and is a predicted model, not a curated record. Gene Ontology annotation, cellular component: plasma membrane. The transcript is spliced from 2 exons. Lineage: Eukaryota; Viridiplantae; Streptophyta; Magnoliopsida; Solanales; Solanaceae.
UCUUGCAUGAGUCAUAGGUAUCUAGAGGAAUAUGUAUACGUUUUCGAUUUCAAGUCUACAUGAUGUGUGAAUUUGGCUAAGGAAUUGUCCAAUAUUGACUUGGGUGCGUGUACCAAGUCAAUAAUGCAUUAUUGAUAAAUACUAGUUCUGGGAACGAGCCCUGCUACUAUAAGUAGCAGUUUGUAGCUAGUUAGAUAUAUGCAAUGGAGUACCAACAAUUGCUAAUAGCUUUCUGCUUCUAUUCACUUUUUGUCCAACAAUCUCAGUUUGCAUAUGCUGGGAAACAUCUCUGUCCUCGCGAUCAAGCUUUUUAUUUGCUUCAAUUUAAGCAAGGACUCACCGUUGAUCCAAAUGCUUAUGACUGUGAAAACAAGGCCCGAAGCAAGACUUUGUCCUGGAAUGUUACAGGAGAUUGUUGUGAAUGGGAUGGUGUCACUUGCAAUGGAUUGACGGGUCAUGUCAUAGGCCUCGACCUUUCUUGCAGCUUUCUUAUUGGAACCAUCAAUGCUAACAAUAGCCUCACAAAACUUGGUCAUCUCCAAAGACUCAACCUUGCCUCCAAUGAGUUCAAUGACUUUCCACUUGGAAAUAGUAUUAGUGAACUCAGUAGCUUGACGCAUCUCAAUCUUUCGGAUUCUGGAAUAUUUAACGAAAGGAAGAUGAUUCCACCAGGGUUAUGCAAGUUGUCUAAGUUGAUUUCACUUGAUCUCUCCGGAAGUUACAUACAAGUUGGCCGAACAACCUUCACAAGUUUGCUGCAAAACUUAACCAACUUAGAGGUACUGUUGUUUGACUAUGUGUAUGCAUCAUUUGAGUUACCUAAGAAGUUCCCUUCUUCCCUUAGGAAGUUAAGUCUUCAAGGCACCAACGUGUUUGGGAACAUAACUGAUUCUCAGCUUUUUCAUCUACCAAACUUGCAAGUGCUGAGAUUGGGAGAUAAUCCGUCGUUAACAGGCACUCUGCCAAAUUUCCACUGGAAUUUCAGUAAAAGUGUUUUAGAGUUGGACUUCUCUUAUACCGGUAUUUUUGGCAAGGUACCUGAUUCUAUUGGUAUUCUCCAGUCUCUUUGGCGUUUGAACCUCUUUAAUUGCCAUUUAUCUGGCUCGAUUCCAGAAUCCUUUGGCAACCUCACUACAAUCAGAGAGUUGAUACUUUCAGGUAACAACUUCACUGGUAAUAUUCUCUCAACUAUCUCAAAAUUAAACAAACUCGUUAAUUUACAUCUCUCUUCCAACCAUUUUCGAGGCUCCAUUCCAGAAUCCAUUGGCAACCUCACUGCAAUUAGAGAGUUGAUACUUUCAGAUAACAGCUUCACUGGAAAUGUUCCCUCAAGUAUCGGAAAGCUGAAUAAACUUGACUCCUUAUCUCUCUCUUCCAAUAAUUUUGAAGGCUCGAUUCCAGACACCUUUGCCAACUUUUCAGAGCUGUAUAGUUUAGAUUUUCACAGUAACAAUUUCGUUGGCCCAUUCCCUUAUUCAAUUGCAACCUUGACACACCUUGAUGGUUUAGAGCUGCAAAACAAUUCACUAACUGGUCCACUUCCCUCUAAUAUAAGCGGAUUUCAAAACCUGUUUAAUCUUGAUCUGUCCUUCAAUCAUUUGACUGGCGCAACACCCCCUUGGUUAUUCCAAUUACCAUCCUUGAUGUCUUUAAGUGUUCAAGCAAAUAAAUGUACUGGGGAAUUGCCAAAUGAGCUCAACAGGAGUACCUCGGUACCAUUUAUUGAUAUUUCGUACAACAAUCUGCAUGGAGAAAUACCUUAUUGGAUGUUGUCUAUGGUGAUGAAUAGUCUGGAUCUCUCUCAUAACUUCCUCACAGGCUUUGAAAAACAAGUGUGGCACUCAGAGUACUUGUCCUACCUUAAUUUGGAGAACAAUUUUCUUCAAGGGCCUCUGCAUCAAUCCAUUUGUGACUUGAUUAACCUUGAAUUCCUCAUUUUGGCUCAGAACAAUUUCAAUGGUUCAAUUCCAGACUGUUUGGGUAACUCCAAUAGGCUCAUUUCUAUUUUAGACUUGCGAAUGAAUAAUUUUCAUGGAGAGAUACCAACAUUCUUACCUAGAGGGUUAGAGUAUCUUGGUUUAUAUGGCAAUCAAUUGAGGGGACAAGUCCCGCGAUCCUUGGUUAACCGUACAAGCUUGGUAGCUCUUGAUUUGGGGAACAACAAGCUCAAUGACACGUUCCCAAUAUGGCUCGAGAAACUUCCAAACCUACAAGUUUUGAUUCUGAAAUCAAAUCUCUUUCACGGUCCAAUUGGUGAUUUGGAGUCUGAAUUUCCAUUUCCUGAGUUACGAAUCUUUGACCUUUCCUUCAAUGGGUUCACUGGAACUUUGUCAUCUAAUCUUUUCAAAAGCUUUAGAGGUAUGAUGGAUGCGGAUGAAGGAAAAUCAGGAAUUAGUCGAGCUAGGAAUAGGACACGCAGAGAUUACCUUUACCAUGUUAGUUUAGUGAUAAAAGGCAAUGAGUUUGAUAUGAGAAUCACAUCAAUUAUGACGAGUGUUGAUUUAUCAAGCAACAGGUUUGAAGGAGAUAUUCCAAAUUCCAUUGGAAAUCUGAGCUCACUUGUGUUACUCAACCUGUCUCACAACAGCUUCCGUGGUCAUAUUCCUGCAGAAUUUACAAAGUUGCAGCAGCUCGAAGCAUUAGAUCUCUCAUGGAACAGACUCAUAGGAGAAAUUCCAGGUCAAUUGUCGAGUUUGACAUUUCUUGAGGUCUUAAACCUUUCCUACAAUCAUCUGGCUGGGCGCAUUCCUAUUGGGAAACAGUUCAAUACAUUUCCAAAUGAUUCGUAUUGUGGAAAUCCUGAUUUAUGUGGAUUUCCACUGUCAAAGGAGUGUGGGAACAAAAAUGAGUCACCACUUGAACACGAUGAUGAUGAUGAUGAUUCAUAUUUUAUGAGCGGGUUUACAUGGGAAGCAGUUGCAAUAGGUUAUGGUUGUGGUAUGAUAGUUGGAUUGUUGAUUGGUGGACUUAUGUUUCUAUUGGAAAAACCAAAAUGGUAUGUGAAUUUUGCUGAAGAUAUUGCUCAGCAAAUUGCCGCUAAGAAGCGAACAAGGCAAAAGAAGAGACGUCAAAGACAUGGUGUAAGAAUGAGUUAGCAAAUAAACCAGAAAGGUUGAUGGAGAGUUGGACAAGUUUAUCAAUGGAUGCAUCUGUUUCUUCACUUUAUGUCAAAUACAUAUUAAGUUACAGUUGAUUUCUAUAGUUUUAUGUGAAAUAGUAAAUUAGCUUUACACACAUCAACCUCUUUACUCUGUUUGGAUA